AUGUCUGCUCUGAACCAUAUCGAUCGGCACGACAAGGAUGACAAAGCCGCCCAUUUCAUCGAAGAUGCACUGAAUGAGAUAUUUACGCCAGAAGAAGAGGAGACAAAAGAAGUUUGGGAAGAGCAUCUCAAUGGCGAGGGGUUAUGUCCAGAAGCAUGGUUGGGUCUAUUGCUUGUCCGGCUGACUCACCUCCAAACAAUUGAGUUUGGGCAUGAACAUUCCGAUUUGAUGUCUGAUAUUCUACUCAAGGCAGCAAACCGCCAGCAGCCCUUCCACCAGGGGACGCCAUUUCCUCUCUUGCAAGAUGUUCGAGCAUGUGUUGGCUGGGGAGCUUCAUGGAUCGACUCCGGCUUUUUAAUGCCUUUCUUUUAUUUCCCUACCGUUCGUAGGAUCUACGGAACCGCGAUAGGCGAGACAAAAGAUGACGAAAACACAUGUCUUGCAAAUCAUCAGCCUUCAUGUCCUGUGCAGGAAAUUACUGUGGAAGAGGGCUACUGGUGUCGAGGCAUGCUUGACUGGCUCGCAGUGUGUACGAAUCUUCAGCAUAUCUCCAUCACGGUGGAGAUACAAGCAGACGAAUAUGAGCUUGAUGAGAAGGACCAAUUUGAUGCUCCGCAGUUUCGGGUGGCUCUUCUUCCAUUUACCAAGACUCUCAAGACUCUGUGUAUCGAGUAUGGAGAUAACUACAGAGACCAAGUGGUGGAUGAAAAGGAUGUCCACGAAUCUUCCUUCGGAUCCUUUAAAGACUUUACUGUUCUGGAAAAUCUCACAGUCCGACAUGAUCACUUAAUGGGACUUUCUGAUGACUCGAGUCAUGAUUGGGAUAUGAAACCGCUUGCUGAAAGCUUGCCUCACUCCCUCGUGAGUCUAAAAAUCAUCGACAUAGUGGUUGAUUGUCAUCUUGAGUUAUUAUCCGAGCUUUCCCAACUUUUGCGCCAUGUGCACACUUUUCCUAAGCUUGAACGAUUAGUGCUCUGCAUUCUGAGCGAAGAUGAAGAGGAAAUUAGUGAUGUGUUCGAUAUUCUGAGGGUCGAAUGUCAGGGUGCCGGUGUCUCCUUGAUGAUUGAGUAG
This is a messenger RNA of Penicillium pulvis, 1071 nucleotides long. RefSeq lists its product as uncharacterized. Bases 1 to 1071 code for a protein of 356 amino acids. The record is from RefSeq and is a predicted model, not a curated record. Lineage: Eukaryota; Fungi; Ascomycota; Eurotiomycetes; Eurotiales; Aspergillaceae. The transcript is spliced from 2 exons.